UUACUUUAGAAUAAUGUUUGGGAAUUUCACAUUAUGUUUUUUUGAAGAAAUCUGAUGAUUCCUACUUAAAACUAAGUGUUCCCCCCACCUCCCCACCCUGCUUAUCAUUUUUUCGCGCAUUAGGCGGGAGUUCCAAACUAAACCCACCAUCUUUUUUUCUGAAGACAUGUAUGUGAAUAUUGAUUGGAAUUCAGAAGGCAAUGUUUCGUUCUUCCUUCGUAGAGGAUACUUCCAACCCAUGGUCACCGUCUUCGACGUACAUAAACGUUGGUUCCUUGCAAAAUAUUGUGAAUUUUGCGGAAAAGACUGGUCAUAUUGAUAGGAAAAAUGUGAACAUCGAAGGAAUUCGUAGAAAAGUUGCGAUGACAUCUCCUUCAGUAUCUUUAAUUAGAUUGCUGAGAGAAAUCUCAAGACUUGGCAAAGCCUUAGACAAGGUAAAUCUUGAAAUUCAAUGCCAUUUAAAGGAAGCUGAAACAAGGGAUGUAACCCAUGUUGACAUACUUGGAAGUAAGUGUCAACAGUUAGAACAGUUGUCCAAUCAGUUGUCUGUGAUUAUUGGGACAAAGGAUGAGCUUAUCUCAAGACUGCAGCAACCUUUUGUUGGAGAAUACCUGGAAAUAGACGCUGCACAUCACAAGAACACAGCCGAGGUUCUGCCCAUGAUAGCAUCUAAUUUAGCUAACUUUCCAACUCUGCUGGAGAACAUGACAUGGAUAAAGAACUUUUCACUUGCAGAUGGUCAAUUGCUUACUGUCCUGACCCAUAUUGAAUCAUCAUUUGCUGAGAUUCAAAGUUUCUACCAAGCAUUGUGCCAGGGUCGUAAUCUCAUGUCACACCUACAGGAAGAACAUGGCAAACAAAGGGAUUUAGCAUAAACAAAUGGAUUCCUAGCAAAUGAAUCCUUACACUCCACUGUAGAACUGCAAUAAAAUGGAGUGAGACAAUGUGGACAAACACAUAUUAAUGUAAAGAAAUUACUUUUGAGAGAGAGCAAAUAAAUGAACAGAUAAUGAAACAACUUUUGAUCAGUCAGGGAUAGCAUUUAAUGAGUAAGAACAGGUUCUUAUUUUCUCUCUUUCUAUUUUACCUGCAAAUACAUCCAUACAUUUUUCAAAUAAGUGCAACUGCUAGAAGUAAACGUGUUGUAAACUAAAAUUGGGAUGCUUUCAAUGAAAAAACAUGGAAAACACAUAGACAAGCAAUAAAGUCAAGAAAUUUUCUCAAAGCACAUAACAGGUGACACUUUCCAGAUAGGCACAGUGUACACAUGCAUUUGAUCAUGGUUGCAUCCUAUCAGUGAGAAAAAUCAGGAGGCGGCAAGGCCGAGUGGUUAGGGUGCUGGACUUGUCAUCCGGUGUCCCAGGUUCAAGUCCGUCACCCUGCCAUUCACUGGAUUUAUUCUUGGUUGCCCCUAGUUCAAGGUUGAUGUCUAUUAGGUUGUUACUUAGUUUGCACAUAAGAGAUAAUCUAGCCUGUUUACGUCUUAAUUGCAAUGACUCCCAUCCGCGUGUUUCAAUAAGUUCUGUUACACUGCUUUCACGGCGAUAAUUAUUCAUGCAAAAUCUAGCGGCUUUCCUCUGAAUCAUCUCAACAGCAUAGGUGUCCUUCUUGUAAUAUGGAUCCCAGAUUUCGCUCGCGUAUUCCAACUUUGGACGAACACUUGAUUUGUAGAGAGUUUCUUUGACAUUACGAGAACUGUUCCAAAAAUUUCGUUUAACCAAUCCAAGCACUUUGUUCGCAUUUCCAGUGAUGUCGGAAAUAUGUUCAGACCAUUCUAAGUCCUUCGUUAAGGUAACACCAAGAUAAAUUAUGGAGUUUAACUCCUUGGCUGCGCUCUGUAAAUGGCCCACUGG
This is a messenger RNA of Stylophora pistillata, 1853 nucleotides long. RefSeq lists its product as uncharacterized. Gene Ontology annotation, biological process: spindle assembly; centrosome cycle; microtubule nucleation. NCBI's taxonomy places the organism in Eukaryota, Metazoa, Cnidaria, Anthozoa, Scleractinia, Pocilloporidae. The record is from RefSeq and is a predicted model, not a curated record. Gene Ontology annotation, cellular component: HAUS complex; centrosome; mitotic spindle microtubule.